Messenger RNA from Porites lobata, 7554 nucleotides. The record is from the annotation of a GenBank genome assembly. Lineage: Eukaryota; Metazoa; Cnidaria; Anthozoa; Scleractinia; Poritidae.
AUGUCUUCAAGGGUUAGAGUGAAUAACGGCGAUUGGGUUUGCCCGGACAAAAGGUAAAUUUCAUUUAUUAUACUUCAUUUAUUACCAUUCUUUUGUAAUCUCGUUAUUUUGGUGUUAUACAGGUGCGGAAACGUCAAUUUUGCGCGGCGCACAUCUUGUAAUCGAUGCGGGAGAGGUACGUGGUUUUGCAGGUCUUUGAUUUCUUUCGCCACUUUGUGUUUUUCGAGUGAGUCUAUUAAAUUCGGGCAGUAAAGUUGGUUUAUGUUACAGGAAUAUAAUUUUUAGUUUCUAAUUUAUAGGGAUUAAUCUUUAAUCAAGGGACGAUUUGCCUGGGGUUUCUUCUAGUAAUCUGAUCUCCCAACUUUAAUCUUAAAUCAAUACCACCUACUGCAGCACUGUAUUCUAGCUUAUGUACUGACAAGAGCGGCUCUUGGUAUUGAACACUGAAAUGAACAAAGAAUAAUUUACCGAUGAAAUAUAUUAACGUUAAUUCGCACCUUUGCAUAUCGUUGAUUUGAAAUUAGCCAUUUUUGCACUUCUUAUUAAAAGCUUAAUAUUUUUAUUAAAUUAUAUUAUUGACGUUGAAAUUGCCUUGGAAAAAAAUUUGAUCUCUCAAAUAUUUCAUUCAUAUGGUUUAAAAUUCUGUCUGGAGAAUUUGUUGACCAAAAAAAAUUAAUAAAUAAAAAAGAGGCCUCUUCCAAUCACAGACAAACAAACAAACAAUAGACAAACAAGCACCUCAGCUGAAUUCUUCAAAAAUUGUUCAUGAUUACACCCAUCUUUAUGGUAGGCAAGCUGAGAAAAUCAAAACAUUUUUUUCAUUAAUACAAAAUGUAGUAAAAUAGUCUUAUUUUUUAACAGAUAAGGCAAGCAAAGAUUCAGUCAAGUUCACUGGUACACAAAUAGGAAAGCAAGCUGCCGCAAAGAGUAAAGGAUUGUUCAGUGCUGAAGACUGGAUGUGUUCAAAGUGUGUAUCUUGAACUUAUAAUGUAGUAAUGUUUGCAUGCAGUUCAUCCUUUGAGUCCAGCAGAUCCUUAUGGCUGUUAUGUAUAACAGUUUCAGUAGCAUGAGGAGUUUCACAACUUUCCCCCCGGGGGGUACUGCCAUAUUUGGGCUAUAUAGGUAUGUGCGGCUGUGAAGGGUAUGGUUUUCAGGCAGUUUACUCUAGGAUAGGGUAUAUAAAUUAGAGCGUUGGUCUAGAAUUGGGUAUCAUUUUCAGGAAAUGGAUCAGUUGGUUGAAGAUUUUAAGGUACAAGAUUUUGUUUUAGCUAGACUGUGCUAGGGACCUCAGUAGUUUCUGGAAAACAGCCACUCUAGGAUAGGGGGGAUUUGGGGAGUUUACUCUAGUAUAGGGUAGCAAAAUUCAGCUGAACUAGCUUUGAUAUAGGUUAAGGGUUCCAGGGUCCCAGUGGCAAAUCCCCACCCAGAAAUUCCUUAAGUACCCCCCGCCCUGGGAACUUUCCCUUUCCCCAGUUAUUCAAAAGUUCAAUAAUGCCGCUAUCCACUACCCAGUGCCACAGAGGAAACUAAGCCACCAGUUAAGUCUGUCUGCAGCCAGCCCUAAAAUCCUUGUUCUGUCAUUCUGUGUCCCCCUUCUGUGUACCAGGAUUAGAGUAUGCACCAUUGUUGGCUUGUUAAAGAUGCCUUUGUUGAUUUGCCAGUCAGGUUAAAGGGAAAUUCGAAAAGUACUUGCAUUAAUCCAUUGAGUCCGUUGGGGACCCAGAAAAAGGAUCUUGUGAGUGCUUUGCAGAUGUGUUUAGUCACAAGUUUACUUUCCUGGAUUCUUCCUCUGGAAGAAAAUCUGCUUCCCCUAGACAACUAGUGGGACUUUUUUCUUUUCAAGCUCUGUAGUUGUCACCAGUACCUAUGUGCGUAGAGCUGGGCAAUGUGGGGCAGUUUGUUGUCCAAGGGAAUAAUGUGAUGACCUUUUUAUUUGCAGAUGCGGCAAUGUAAACUGGGCACGCAGGUCUGAUUGUAACAUGUGUGGACAGCCCAAAUAUUCAAAAGUGGAAUCCAGAACUGGUGAGGUUUCUAAAACUCUUUUAAAGUUUCUUUUAGGAAAAAGACUUGGUAACAGAAAACACAAUUAGCUUGGAAAAGGUACUACGCAUAAACUUUUUGGUGGGUGUGUGCUGCCUAGACUUUGGAACCCUUCAACUAUUAUUGCAUUUUUAAAGGUGCUGACUCUUUUCUCAGCCACCCAAAAACAGUCAAAACAGUUUGUGUUGAAGUGAAAGAUUUCUGGAGUGGGUGAAAUGAGUUUCUCAAUAUCUUCUUCAUCUUUAUCAUAUCUUCGUUCUUGGUUUGUAGGUUAUGGCGGUGGCUUUAAUGAGCGAGAAGGAGUUGAAUAUAUUCAACGGCAAGAUUCUGAUGAUGAGUUUGAUGAGGUAAGCCUUGAUUUGGGUUAAACCUUUUAAAGGUUUUCUUAUAGGUGCUUGCAGAAAUUAAUGUUGUAGUCUCAUGGCUAGGAAUUUCCUAGAAACUGACAGUAUUUUAACUUGGGGAAUGGUUUUUCUAGUUCCUUUCUUUGUUGGGAGAGGUUAUACAGUGUUACGCAGGUAAUCUUUUAGAUGAUGGGUAGCUUGCAAACCAAACUGAACGCAGGGUUGUUGGAACAGGAACAAGAAGAUUUAUUCCAAAAUGAAUGAAGUUUCCACUGAGUAAAACUCCACAACAGCACUUAACUCGUUAAAUGUACAUGGCCUCCGACAACUUCAAUUAACUUGAUAAACUCACACGGCCUCCGCCAACUUGAAUAAACACUGCUUUCGUCACACUUGACUAAACACGACUAACGUCGAACUCUCCUCGCUUGUGAAAACUAGUUAAAACUUAACUCAACUGGCCUACUUAUAUACUUUUACAAUAAAGUUCUAGAACAAAUUCUAAAUAGUCUAAUUAUAGAAAGAUUACAAAAUGUACCGCUCUAGACACACUUAUGCAAGAUCCUAAAAUAAACAAACUAUGAACUCUCGCGAACCUUCUAGAAAGUCACGCUAGUCACGCAAUACAAUUUUUUGUAACAUACAGUAAUGUAAAAAGGGCUAAAGCCACAUUUGAAUGUAAUACCUUAAGUCCAGCUCAUUCUUAUGGCCACUUUUUCUUUGGCCACCGGGCAAAAACAACCAUACAUUUUCUUGUAAAUAAACCCUCGUUAAUACGGUCACCUUGUUAUUGCAGCCAAUUUUUCUGGCCCAUUUGUGACUGUAUUAACGGGUUCCACUGUACUUGUAAGGCAGAAUUAGUAGUGAUAAAAUGGUACCAAAUUCAUUUACUUUUAACACACUUCUUGGUGAAGAACUUGAAAAGUCUAGACGAAGUUUUUGAAGAUCCCUAGUUGGAAAAGUAUACCAUUUUAAGGUUGAAAUGCACAGUUACAUGGUUAUUUCUCUGCCUUUGAGCAAUGUUUCUAACUGUUGGCAUGAAAGACAACGGUUUAAUAAAAUGAUGAAUCAAAUUUGUUUGUUAUUUUUGUUUGUGAAUUAUAGUUUGGAAGAAAAAAGAAAAGGAAACAAGGAGAGUCACAGCCAGUUCCACAGCAGGUAUUGUAGUAAACCUUUAAACCCUAGUAUCAGCAUGCAUAUUCUCCGUACUGUUCUCUGUACAUUUCUCAUGGUACUGGUGAUGAGAAUUUGUUGAACAAACCAGGUUUCAUUUCCAUUUUUCUCAUGACCUUUAUGUUUGACUGAGCAGUGUCGCUGUAAGAACAAUAUUGUUGAGCAUCCUUAAGGAUAAAUCUUGGAACUUUCCAGUGCAAUGAAGCAAGCACCAAAGUGGGGAGUGUUUCUAAUUUUUUUUUGUCACCAAUUUCCUCAGGGCAGUUAUUAUUGGGCUGCCUGUGAGGGCAACACCCAAUUAAGAAAUAAGAAGCAAAUUCUUUUUAUGUCAAAAAUGACAGACAUAAAUCCCAGAAGGCUUUGCAUGUCCCAUUCCUCCUUCAAUGGGGCUGAUUUUAUGGGGAGGAGACAGGUCAUUUCAGGUCAUCUGGCGAACAGAUUUGGAAGUGGAUUUAGAUCAAACGCAAAAUUAUUGCAUGGAGUCAUUGACCCUAUGUCUGUGCCAAAUGAUUAUCUAAAUACAGUAUUCGAUGAUGUUGUUAGCCUGUGCAGGAGCUGCAGAAAAAAUGCCCUCCCAUGGUCCCCACAGGAAAAGCUUUAACUUGUUGCAAAUAUUCUCUCCCUGUGUGUAAAAAGUUUUUCCAUACAAGAAAGGAAUAUGCAAUUUGUAGGUUGCCCCAUCAAAUAGAAACAUAUUCACUCGAAUUGUUAGAAGGGCUUUUAAUGCAAUAUCCGACAGAAAUAAAACUAAAACUCAAUUUGCUUUGCGACUUUAGAGGAAACAGAAAAAUUGCUUCCAAGAUUGACCCUGUCACUCUUUAUAAGCAUAGAACAACAAUAAUUUUUUUGGAAUUUCCGGUUACAUCAGAUUAGGCACGUUAAUACUGUGAUGCUAUAUAAUAUUUUGGAGGGCAGAGGGAUCAGGGAAGGGGAUGAGUUGUGGAAAUGUCCCUGCAUGCAACAAAACUCUUGCUCGUGUUUUAAUUUUCAAGAGCGCUAAAACAUCACAAAUUUUGUUAUAGUUAUGAUUAAUUGGUAAUAGAACUUUGUUUUAUCCAAUUUUGUCUGUAAUCAUACUCUUGAUUAAACAAUUAUCACUCCUAUGAUUACAGACCAAAUUGGACUCCACUCAGUUCUAUUACCAUUAUAAAUAUUGGCUUGCAGUUUUUUAAGAUCGUGCACUGAUUUCAUUUACAGAAAGUGACAAAUGCCCCUCCUGCAGUAGAAGAGGAAGAUGAUGAUGAUGAUGACGAUGAUGAUGAAGGAGGUGACCUGUCAAAGUACAACCUUGAUGAUGAGGUAUAAUUCAACAAAAACUUUCAAACCUCUGUACUUAUUUCAACAGCGUCAUGAUGUAAUGUUCAUUAUUUUUCUUUCCUCACUUUCUUGCUGAUUUUCACUCCAGAAACUUAACAAUAAGCCAUUAUUUUCCGAGUUCCAAAAACUUUCGCUUUCAAAAUAAGGCUCCUGCAAAACCUUGCCUGUGAAAUGAGUUUUAUUUUCAUUAGAAUAAAAAAUCAUUUCAUUUUUAAUGGUUUUGCUCUUUUUCUUGCUUUGAAACAGAGGCUUUAUACAACUCGGAAAUAUAAUACUAUUCCAUCGCUUUUGUUGAACUUUUGAGACUUCCCAGUAAUCCCCUUAUAACUGUACUUUGAGUUAAUUGUGCUGUUUUUUAACAUCAUAGGAUGAAGAAGAUGACGAAGAUGGUGACUUGUCAAAGUAUCAACUUGAUGAUGACUCAGACACUGAACCCAAGGAUAAGGGCCGGUAAUCUUCUCCCCCUGUCUGCCCUUCACCUCUCAGGUGGGGCCAGGCUCAUAAGAUCAAACCCUUUCACUAUAUGUGUUGUUUAUCUCCUAGUUGCUAUUAAUUUUUUCCAAAUUUCUACAUGUUCAUUUUGGGGUGCAAUUUUGUGCUUGUUGCAAAUUUUAUUUUCCCUUGUUUUUGGGUAUGGUAAUGUUGUUAUUCAUUGUAUCAAGUGGAAAAAUAAAGUUUGCACCAAGGAUAAUUCUCUCUAAGCUGGACACCGUUGUGAGCAGUUUGAUUCAAACUGUCCAACUUAGAGAUGUGUCCCUGUAUAAUAUAGGAGAUAGUUGUAGUCAAGUACAGUCUGUUUACUUAUCUGUCCAGUAGCUUUUAGCUUCAAACCGGUUUCUAUUUCCAAUAAUGCCAUCUCGUAGUAGUAUGAUUCAUCAGUCAGAGAGGUGAAGGUUUGAAGGUUUAACUUCUUUCUACUUUCUCAGUGGGGCAAAGGAGGUGGUGAUUUGUAGCUGGAGGGGGCGGUGGUGAUAUUAAUUUUUAUGGAGGGACUGACCAUUAUUGGUGGGGGAAGGAAGUUUCCUUACUGAUCACUCUUAAUGGUGGGAGGCAGGGUUUGGUUCAUGCACACCUGAUGCAGGCGUAUUAAAUUAAGUCUUGUGCUGUCCAUUUUGCUGAAGUUGCAGUUCAUUGGUAGUCCCUAGUUCAAUUCCUUUACUCUGCUAUGCAUGUUUGAGAGUUGGUCUUUGCACUUUUCUUGAAACACUAGAAACUUGAUUUUCAAGUUAUUUAUUGGUUCCCUUUUUCAGCAACUCCCGGUCGAGGUCAGGUUCCCCGCCCAGCAAGAAAAAACGACGCAGCGGCAGUAGUUCAUCAUCAUCAUCUUCAUCAAGAUCAAGAAGCCGCUCCUCUCGCUCACGCAGCCGGUCAAGGUCUCGUUCUAAGAGUUCCAGUUCUUCUUCCAGAUCUAGAUCAAAGUCUAAAUCGCGGUCCCGAUCAAGUUCUCCCAAACCAUCAGGUCCAGGGGAAAGAAGGUUUGGUUUUUGUGUUAUGAUGAGAUGACCUUUUUUGUUUUAAUUUCAGAUGACAAGUUCUCGGCAGAGGCAUUUAUGAAGAAUUCUUCUCAUUAAUCAUCCUACAAUUUUUUUUCUAUACGUAUGAAGGAUUUUCUGAAUGAUAGUACAGUAAUGAAGUAACAAUUUGUUUCAUGCAAAAGUCCCCAUUCUUUGGAGAUAUUUUCCCAGGCUUCACCCAUUAUUUUUCAACUGUUUAAGGUUGGUUUGGAAAGUAAUAAUAUCAAGCAUGAGACGCAGUGUUUCAUCACCAAGUGAAACACCAGGAAGAGAGUUAAAAUACGAUGCACAGCUGAGUAUUUUUGACUUGCCUUUAUCAAAGUGACUGUUUCAUCUGGUGAUAAGACACAUUGUUUCAAAUGCUUGAUAUUACUUCUCAAACAAAAUGAUUUUAGAAGGAGAUAUUAAGGAUGCAAAAGUGAGUAGGUUUUCAUCAAUUUUUACAGCCUGCCAUUCAGGGACGCUGUAGCUAGCGUGUGCUAGCCCACAAGUCAUUUCAACAAGCCCCAAAAGUUGUCCAAAACCCUUUUUGAUUAGCAGGAUUAAUUACAAUCCUUCUGUAAUUUGAACUUACCCAAAAAACAGCACUUGCCCGUCUGGCAAGUUAAGAACAAAAAUCACUAGCCCAACAGCAAAAUCCGCUAGCCCAGUGCUAUCACACAGGACUUUCUUUGCACGCUGCAAACACUCAUUAAACAUUAAUUUCUUUUGUAUUUUCUUCAUGAAUUAUUAAUAAGUUUGAGAAGCUUGUGUUCAACAAUGUUGCUAUCUGUUUGGUUGGUCUUGAUAUACUCUGAUUUUGACUGACAGAGUAAGUAACCCUGGGGUUAUAUCGGACCAUUAUUCAGUUGCAUUUCGAAACCCUUGCCUAUUCUAGGCUAGGCACCAAAAAUCACUUUCUUAACCAAGAUUAACUAAGUUAACAGGAAUCCUAAUGAUUCGUGUUAACAGUGAUCAGUGUUUCUUGAUGAUACUGUAUUGUAGACAAAAAUCCUCUGAUUUCUCUACUCUAUUCGGUACUAAACCACACCCUAUUUUGCCUUGCAUAUCUAUAUACAGUGGAAUCUCGAUAAAUUAUUAUAAUGAAGUGCCAGGGACUGGCAAAAUUUGUUCCCUUCAAAGGGGUUUUGUUAUAUCGAGGUACUUGUACAUAUAUUUUACUAUUA